AUGAGUCGCUCCAAAGACACCUAUGGCGCCGAUGAUGCCGUUCUCGUGGAUUCGUCCAGUACUUAUCAGACCACAAUGACUGAGAGCAACACUCUUUGCCCGGUUCCUUCGAACAGAGGCAGUUCCUGCCACCUUUAUCAUAUAUAUAACACACUCUUCCGCCAUGAUUAUAGCGUUCACAAUGCCGACAAGGAACAGCUAUACCAUGUCCACAAUUCGACGUGGACACCGAAGAAACCCGAUCUCAGUAUCCAUGCCGGCACUAGUACACAAGCACCUGUACUGGCAGUCUGCAAAUUCUUGCAUUUCUCCAGGCAUCUCAAAGUCGGGAUUGGAAAUCCUGAAACACCAAAUUCAGUCAACUGGGAAGAUCUCGUGUGUCUCAGUCACCUUCAUGCAAGAUAUCGGUUUCAGAUCUUCCUCCACUCCGAACAUGGGGUAGAACGGCGGUCAUUCAUUUGGAAGAGCACACAUUCGGUAGGAGUUGGGGAUACAAAGCCUUCGAUCUUUUCCUGGCGCAACUACAAGCUUGUUGAUGAGGCGACUGAUCGGCUCAUUGCCGUGUUUACGAGCAACUUUUGGGGCUAUAAGAAGUCUGGAAAGCUUGAGAUCUAUGCAAAUUAUGGGCAGGAAUUCGACCUAAUGGUCAUCAUCACUGCCGUUGCUCUGUAUGAGAAACAACGGCGACGAGACAGUAGCGCAUCCUCAGGAGGAGGAGGCGGCGGCGGCGGCGGUGGUUAG
Aspergillus thermomutatus is the source of this 741-nucleotide messenger RNA. RefSeq lists its product as uncharacterized. NCBI's taxonomy places the organism in Eukaryota, Fungi, Ascomycota, Eurotiomycetes, Eurotiales, Aspergillaceae. The transcript has a single exon. The record is from RefSeq and is a predicted model, not a curated record. Bases 1 to 741 code for a protein of 246 amino acids.